ACCGCCAAUAAAAACAAGACGAAGAAGAAGAAGAAAGCGGAAGUCUCAGUUUGAGCACUCAGUUCGAUCUGUUGUUUGUGUUCAGAUUUUCAUCAUGAGAGAGUUGAAGAAAGAGGUGAUGAGGACAAAACUGAUGGAGAGAGACAGUUUACAGGAGCUGGAAAAGGUUUCCUGUCAAUCCUCAGUGUGUGUGACUGAUGGGACCUCCACAGAAUGUCAGGAUUCAGUGUGGAGCGGCAGAGAUCAGUCCACACCACAGCGGCUGCUGGACAAACUCUCUGAACAGAGAUCCAGAGACACACAGGACUCACAGCUCACUUUACUCUGUUCUACUGAUGCUCAGGAGAGUGUGUGUGACAGUAAUCAGGGUGAUCAAACCUCCACAGAGUCUCUGACUUCUGUCUGUAAUGCUGGAGAACAGCAGAUGCUACAGACACCAGUGAAGAUGUUGAAGAAUCUGAUGGAGAUGAGAGGAGAAAACACAGCAGAGGAACAACGGAGUGAUGAAGAUGAUGAUGAUGAAAUCACAGCAGAGGAACAACAGAGUGAUGAAGAUGAUGAUGAUGAAAUCACAGCAGAGGAACAACAGAGUGAUGAAGAAGAUUAUGAUGAUGAUGAAAUCACAGCAGAGGAACAACAGAGUGAUGCAGAUGAUGAUGAAAUCACAGCAGAGGAACAACGGCGUGAAGAUGAUAAUGAUGAUGUCAUUCCUUCAGAGCUGAUGGAAGUUCAAGAGGAUCCUCAAGAUCUGAAUGAAGUGGAGGAGAAAAUUCAGGAUCAGAAACAUCAUGAUUUCACAUCUGGAGAAAAAUCUCUGAGUGGCUCAAAGACUAAGAAGAAUUCCACACCAAAAAAGCAUAAAAGAAGAGCAGCCAAGAAAUCUUUCACCUGCUCUCAGUGUGGAAAGAGUUUCACAAAUGAAGGCAAUCUUAAUACACACAUGAGAGUUCACACUGGAGAGAGACCUUACACGUGCCAUGAGUGUGGAAAUUGUUUCACUACUAAAGGAAACCUUAAUAAGCACACACGCAUUCACACAGGUGAAAAGCCUUACACAUGUCAUCAUUGUGGAAAGAGUUUCACUCAAAAAGAGCAACUUAUUAGACACACAAGAGUUCACACUGGAAAGAAGCCUUACACGUGCCAUCAGUGUGGGGAAAGUUUUGCGUCUGCAGACCAUCUCAAAGAUCAUCUCUGCCUUUACUCUGGAGAAAGGCCGUUUCAAUGUGAUCAGUGUGGUAAAACAUUUGUUAAGGCACAGUUUCUAAAACAACACCUGAAAAUCCACACCAAAGAAAAGCCUUACAAGUGUUCUCUUUGUGGAAAGAGUUUUGCAUGCUCGUUCUACUUUAAAGUGCACCAGAAAACACAUACCGGUGUGGUGGCUAAUAAGUGCUUUAAAUGUGAAAAGAUCUUUACUUCAGCCGGCCAGUUGACAGUGCACCUUAAAAUCCAUUCUGGAGAAAAACCUUUCAAGUGCUCACAAUGUGAAAAGAGUUUCACUCGGUUAGAAAACUUGAAAACUCACGAGAGAAUUCAUACCGGAGAAAAACCUUACCGCUGUUUUUCAUGUGGGAAAAGUUUCAAACAAUCUGGUCAUCUACAGAAACAUUUAAAAAAUCAUUGUCCAAGUAGUCACACUGAUCAAAAUUCAUCUUUAGACCCAAUAAUAUGAAGUAAAUAGUUAGUGUAAAAUAGGAGGAAAGUUCUCCCAAAACAACAGCAUCAUCUAAGAUUAAAACAGAAGACUUUUAAGGAAGUCUUCUUAUUUGGAGAACUGAACUUUUGUAGGAAUGCUCAUCUGUUUAUGAGUGGGCUGAUUAUAAUUUUAAUGGAAACCAAAGAAACUUGUAAUUAGGGCUGUCAUGAUUAUGAAAAAUUCACAGAAACAAUUGCGAUUAUGAUGAUUGUCAUACAAAUUGCCACCUUAAAGUAAUUUAUUCAUAUUUAACUUGCAAUCUUAAAAUAAAAUAUGUAUGAUUUCCCUUAAAGCUUUAAAAACUUAUCACAUGAAAAACUAAUAUUUUAAAUAAUUUAAAUAUAUUUCCAAAUACUUAAAAUAUGUCUCUCAUUUUGGACAGUUUUAGUUAUUGUCCAUUUAACAUUUACAAUGUUGGUUUUGGAACAUAGCCAACUUUAAUAGCUAUCAUAUUACACGAUAGUUAAAAAAAAAAAAAAUCUGUCCUAAAUUCUUUACUUUCACAUGUUAGUUUAAGGCUCUCUAAUGGAGGGGUCGCUGCCUCAGAUGCACCCCCCUAUAACAGAACUCGCUUAGGCUGCCAAAAUGGUCAGAAACAGCCAUUAUGAACAGAUAUGUAAAAAAAUAAAUAAAAAUGCUAUCCUGUUAAUUUAAUUUGAUCAAGGCUUUUCUCUGCUUGAUAACAUUAGCUUGUUAACUGACCCGAGUUACUAUAAAUGUCUGCAAAUCUCUCGCUUCUAUCGCAAACUGUUUAAUUUGUUCAUCAGUGGAAGCUAUUUGACGCAAUUUCAUUUUUUAGGGAGCUACUGGCUAGUUUGUUUUCUUACAGAAACAUUAGGUUUUAACUAUAUAGGAACAUUUUCUGAGGGAAAUGCAAGUAGGGCUAAACUUGUCACAGCAGUGUCCCACCAAGGGCCUCAGUACACUGUUAAAAGAACCCACCCCCAUGUUUUUAUGAUGUUCUUGUGCUGAUACUGUAUAUGGGUGUUGCUAAAUGGUUGCUAGGCAGUUUCCAGGGACCUAAAUAAAAAGAGUUAAAAGAGUCCACCUCCAUGUCUAUACAAUGUUCUGGUACCGAGAUAUGGAUCCCGUACUGAGAUAUGAUACCACUGAUCCCUUGUCAAUGUGAAGUCUAUGGGAUUUUUCAUCUGAUCAUAGCAGAAAUAUUGUCCUCAAUAAAUCAGAGGAUUUGACACCUCACUCAUGAGAGUACAACAAACGGUGUGGGACGAAAAAUUGGUUUAGGGAAUAUUUGUAGGCGUUACAGCAUGUGAUGCAUUAAGGAAGCUCAAAGCAUCAUUAAGUGAUAUUGUAUUCUAGAUCAAUGUGGAUGUUAUUGAUUUUGUUUAAUUGUAAUUGUUUUAUAUUUACAAUUUGAGAGGGUUUCUAUGCUUGUUCAAAUGUUUAAUCUCAUUUAAAAGGUUUUUAUGUAUUGAAAGAAUAUAAAAGAAAUAAAAAUCACAAAAGUCUAAAAGAAAAAUAUAUAUAUAUAUAUAUAUAUCACAAUUGUUUUAUUCAUUAAAAAAAGCACAUAAAUUAAUGUAUAUACCAAAUACAGUGCAUUGCAAGGUUUUGUAAGUGUGGGUCCCAGGUGAAUACAAUUUCGUAAGAACCCCUGCCUUAAAUGCGUCUUUAGGAAACUGACUCUUGUAUCUGUUAUGACAAAUAGAUCGACAAAUUAAAGUUUUUAAUGACGAUUAUAUAAGUGAAAAAAUAUUUUGUUAAACUCUGAUUAUUUGUGUUUACAUUUUGCCUUGGUGUUAAAAAAUUGUCUGAUGUUACUAAUAAAGGCUAUCCUUCAUAAUCUGA
This is a messenger RNA of Myxocyprinus asiaticus (Chinese sucker), 3508 nucleotides long. Its product is annotated as gastrula zinc finger protein XlCGF57.1-like. The record is from RefSeq and is a predicted model, not a curated record. NCBI's taxonomy places the organism in Eukaryota, Metazoa, Chordata, Actinopteri, Cypriniformes, Catostomidae. The transcript is spliced from 4 exons. Bases 95 to 1675 code for a protein of 526 amino acids.